CUUUCUCCCACAGGGCCACAAUUACGUUUCCCACCCAAAACCCCCAUUUUACUUUCUCUAGAAAAGUGAGAGAAAGAACAAGAAUUUGCAGGGAAUUUGGAGGGGAAGGUGGUGGUGGUGGUGUGUGGAAGGAAGGGGAAAGGUUAGCUUGAUAAGAAAAAUCACAAUUUGCUUGCUUGCUGUAUGUCAGUGGUGAUAUACCGCAGUGACAAUUACUACGGUGGAUACGGUCAGCUUGCUAAUCCUUUGCAAUGGCCUCAACUCAGGAAAAAGCGACGCCUUCUUUCAUUGACAGUACCGACAAGAAGAGCAGCCACACUUCUGCCACUUCUCCUGCCAGUUUGGUUCGAAAGGCAGCAACAGAAGUUUUGCAGAAUUGGAACUUUGAGGAGUCGGAAGCCUCUGAGGAUUCUAUCCGGAAGAGAGCUGCAGUGGCGGCCCUGAUCCGUCCUGUCGAUCCGCUCUCCGAUACUACUAAAACUGCUUCCAAUAAAGGAAUCCCAAUCAUGACGAGGGCUCAAACUUGCCAUCCUUUGGACCCUUUAUCUGCCGCUGAAAUUGCUGUGGCAGUGUCUACUGUUAGAGCUGCUGGAGCAACCCCUGAGGUUAGAGAUAGCAUGCGUUUUGUUGAGAUAGUUUUGGUGGAACCGGAUAAGCAGGUUGUUGCAUUGGCAGAUGCAUACUUCUUUCCCCCUUUCCAGCCAUCAUUACUUCCCAGAACUAAAGGUGGACCUGUUAUUCCUACUAAACUGCCUCCGAGGAAAGCAAGACUUGUUGUUUACAGCAAAAGGUCAAACGAGACAAGCAUAUGGAUUGUUGAACUAUCUGAAGUUCAUGCUGCAACUCGAGGUGGCCACCACAGGGGUAAAGUCGUUUCAUCCAAAGUGGUUCCAGAUGUUCAGCCUCCCAUGGAUGCUACCGAAUAUGCUGAAUGUGAAGCUGUAGUGAAGGACUUUCCUCCAUUUCGGGAGGCGAUGAAAAAGAGAGGCAUUGAAGAUAUGGAUCUUGUGAUGGUUGACACGUGGUGUGUUGGAUAUCACAGCAAUGCGGAUGCUCCCAGUCACAGGCUUGCUAAACCGCUUAUCUUCUGCAGGACUGAGAGUGACUGCCCCAUGGAAAAUGGUUAUGCUCGUCCCGUAGAAGGGAUUCAUGUGCUUGUUGAUAUGCAAAAUAUGGAGGUGAUUGAGUUUGAAGACCGUAAACUUGUUCCCCUUCCACCAGCUGAUCCUUUGAGAAAUUACACUGCCGGUGAAACUCGAGGAGGUGUGGAUCGUAGUGAUGUGAAGCCAUUACAAAUUAUUCAGCCAGAGGGUCCAAGUUUUCGUGUUAAUGGGCACUUUGUUGAGUGGCAGAAGUGGAAUUUCCGAAUCGGUUUCACUCCCCGGGAGGGUUUAGUUAUAUAUUCUGUCGCAUAUGUUGACGGCAAUCGAGGUCGUAGACCUGUGGCUCACAGAUUGAGUUUUGUUGAGAUGGUGGUCCCUUAUGGAGAUCCAAAUGACCCACAUUAUAGGAAGAAUGCAUUUGAUGCAGGGGAAGAUGGCUUGGGUAAAAAUGCACAUUCACUUAAGAAGGGUUGUGAUUGUUUGGGCUAUAUCAAGUACUUCGAUGCUCACUUCAUAAAUUUCACUGGAGGUGUUGAAACUAUUGAGAACUGUGUCUGUCUGCAUGAAGAGGACCAUGGGAUUUUAUGGAAGCAUCAAGAUUGGAGGACGGGCUUAGCAGAAGUUAGACGGUCUAGAAGGCUCUCAGUUUCCUUCAUCUGCACUGUGGCUAACUAUGAAUAUGGAUUUUUCUGGCACUUUUAUCAGGAUGGCAAGAUGGAAGCUGAGGUCAAACUCACUGGAAUACUUAGUCUAGGAGCUCUGCAACCUGGAGAAGUGCGGAAAUAUGGUACGACAAUUGCUCCUGGAUUAUAUGCUCCUGUCCAUCAACACUUCUUUGUUGCACGAAUGGACAUGGCAGUUGAUUGUAAGCCUGGUGAAGCAUACAAUCAGGUUGUGGAGGUGAAUGUUAAACUUGAAGAACCAGGGAAAGAUAAUGUUCAUAACAAUGCAUUCUAUGCUGAAGAGGAACUUCUCAGAUCUGAAUUGCAAGCCAUGCGUGACUGUAAUCCUUUUAGUGCCCGGCAUUGGAUUGUGAGAAACACAAGAACUGUCAACCGUACUGGGCAGCUAACAGGUUACAAGCUGGUACCUGGCACUAAUUGCUUACCACUAGCUGGUUCAGAGGCGAAAUUCUUGAGAAGAGCUGCUUUUCUGAAGCAUAACUUUUGGGUUACACCUUAUUCAUCUGAUGAAAUGUACCCUGGAGGAGAAUUUCCGAAUCAAAAUCCACGUGUAGGAGAGGGAUUGGCCACUUGGGUGAAACAAGAUCGAUCACUAGAAGAAACUGACAUAGUUCUUUGGUAUGUUUUUGGAGUCACACACAUUCCCCGACUGGAAGACUGGCCUGUCAUGCCGGUGGAACGAAUUGGUUUUAUGCUUAUGCCGCAUGGGUUCUUUAACCGCUCCCCAGCAGUGGAUGUCCCACCGUGUGCAAGCGAUAUGGAUCUCAAAGAUGCCGGAAUUGUGUCAAAGCCAAUCCAGAAUGGACUACUUGCUAAGAUUUGAAUGUCAUUUGCAACGGUUACAAACUUUUGAUUUCAAGUUUGUCAAAUAAUCAAGAAGCCAUUAUCCCAGUUCUUGGCUUUUAAUUUAUCUAAUAUGAAUAAAGUAUCAUUUGUGAGAGCAAAGAUUGUAUUGUGUGAUGUAAUUUAUUUGUAAUCCCAUGAAAAUGGUAUGCGUGCAACAGAACUUUUGCUUCAAUAGGAUUAUUUGAUGCUGUUAUUGGGUUUUAA
This is a messenger RNA of Tripterygium wilfordii, 2836 nucleotides long. RefSeq names its product copper methylamine oxidase-like. NCBI's taxonomy places the organism in Eukaryota, Viridiplantae, Streptophyta, Magnoliopsida, Celastrales, Celastraceae. The transcript has 12 exons. Gene Ontology annotation, molecular function: primary methylamine oxidase activity; copper ion binding; quinone binding. Bases 252 to 2609 code for a protein of 785 amino acids. Gene Ontology annotation, biological process: amine metabolic process. The record is from RefSeq and is a predicted model, not a curated record.